AUGGAUAAUAAUCUGCUACGCAACGGCGCCAAGUCAGUAGCAUCUUGUCCAGACAAUGACGACUGCAAGCCCUCAGCCCGACUCAUCGCCACGGGCUUCAAUGCCCACGGUCAGCUUUCCAGCGACACCUCAUCCGAUAUCUUGAGCUUCAUACCUAUUUGCGAGACUCCGGCAAAGGACCUCCGAAUCUUGUUCGCAGGCUGGAGUCAGACUCUCAUCGUUGCUGAGGGAGGUCUUCUCUGCCUCGGGAACAAACAAUCCGAGGCCAAGGAGGAAUUCACCAAACGAAAGAAUACCACGUGGACAUCUUCCAUUGGCGAUAUCAAUGGCGUGUUACUUACUGUCGACGCCUCAGGAAUCACGCAUACAAUCCACGAUGAAGAGGCUARAGAUGAGGACUCCCCUCCCCUGGGUAACAUUGCACUCGCCAAAAACGGACGAGUUGCGCUUACCUUCAAGCAAACCCCAACUGCUCAACUAUGCCAUGUCAUGGAGUUUAGCUCGUAUGAGCGAUUCUUUUCCUGGCUGAGGAAUCCCAGCGGGGAGGGAAACUACCCGGAUGGACAUCAUAUGCUUCCAGGAAGACCAAAGCAACUGCUUGCCAAUACGGGCACCUUCAUAUUGCUGAUGGAAGGAGGUGAGGUAUACACCUGGGGAGAUGCAAGGUACGGGUCGCUCGGUAGAUCCAUAUCGGGAGAGGUUGCCUUGCCUGCGGACAAACCAGGGGYUGUGGAGGCAUUGGGCGGUCUCAAGAUUGGAAAGAUCGCAGCAGGUGGUUGGAUCUGUGCAGCACUGUCCGAGGAUGGCGCGUUGUAUGUAUGGGGAACCACUAGUCCAGGCGGCGAGGCAAAGAUCAAUGCUCUCAAGGCUGAGCAUGGAGGAGAUGUUGCGCUGGUGGAGAUUCCAGGCGGAACUUCCGGGGACCCCUUUGACGUUCUUGAUGUUGCAGUCGGCGAUGAUCACAUCGCAGCAAUAGUUGAAGGCAAUCGUUUCUUCGUCGUUGGCGGGAAUGACAAUGGCCAGCUAGGCCUCGGAGAUGAUGCCAGUCGUGCAGACUGGCACGAGGUGGUGUCGUCAUGGAAGGUCCAAUCCGUAUGGUGUGGUCCGCUGUCCACAUUUGCGCGUGUAGAUGUCAAAUGA
Ramularia collo-cygni is the source of this 1140-nucleotide messenger RNA. RefSeq lists its product as uncharacterized. The coding region runs from base 1 to 1140 and encodes 379 amino acids. NCBI's taxonomy places the organism in Eukaryota, Fungi, Ascomycota, Dothideomycetes, Mycosphaerellales, Mycosphaerellaceae. The transcript has a single exon. The record is from RefSeq and is a predicted model, not a curated record.